This is a messenger RNA of Nerophis ophidion (straightnose pipefish), 3436 nucleotides long. RefSeq names its product gamma-aminobutyric acid type B receptor subunit 1-like. Gene Ontology annotation, molecular function: G protein-coupled GABA receptor activity. Gene Ontology annotation, biological process: gamma-aminobutyric acid signaling pathway; G protein-coupled receptor signaling pathway. NCBI's taxonomy places the organism in Eukaryota, Metazoa, Chordata, Actinopteri, Syngnathiformes, Syngnathidae. Gene Ontology annotation, cellular component: membrane; G protein-coupled receptor heterodimeric complex. Bases 16 to 2487 code for a protein of 823 amino acids. The transcript is spliced from 18 exons. The record is from RefSeq and is a predicted model, not a curated record.
UCGUUGUUGUCACGGAUGAGGCCCACUCCUGUUGUGUCGUCCGCAUACUUCACAAUGAGGUUAGUCGUGGACCUGUCGCAGCAGUCAUGGGUCAUCAACGAGAACAGCAGCGGACUCAGGACACAGCCCUGGGGGGUAGCCAGUGCUCAGUGCGACCCAGGAGAAGCCACCAAGUUGCUGUACGACCUUCUCUACACGGAGCCCAUCAAGAUCGUGCUGAUGCCAGGAUGCAGCGGCGUCUCCACGCUGGUGGCAGAAGCAGCUCGAAUGUGGAACCUCAUCGUGCUCUCGUAUGGCUCCAGCUCACCGGCUUUGUCCAACCGCCAGCGCUUCCCCACCUUCUUCCGCACGCACCCGUCAGCCACACUGCACAACCCCACCAGGGUGCAGCUAUUCCAGAAGUGGAAGUGGACUCGCAUCGCCACCAUCCAGCAGACCACCGAAGUGUUCACCUCGACUCUGGAUGACCUGGAGCAGAGAGUCAAGGAGGCUGGCAUCGAAAUCAGCGUCCGAACGAGCUUCCUCACCGACCCGGCUGUGGCUGUCAAAAACCUCAAGCGACAGGAUGCCAGGAUCAUUGUGGGGCUGUUCUACGAGACAGAAGCCAGGAAGGUGUUUUGCGAAGUGUUCAAAGAGAAGCUCUAUGGAAAGAAGUACGUGUGGUUCCUCAUCGGCUGGUACGCCGACAACUGGUUCAAGAUCAAGGACCCGGCCAUCAACUGCACAGUGGAGAACAUGACGGAGGCCGUGGAGGGUCAUGUGACCACGGAGAUUGUCAUGCUCAACCCCGAGACCGUCAGAGGUGUCUCUAACAUGACAUCACAAGAGUUUCUGGCUGCCUUGAUGUCUCGUCUGGGAGGAAUGAAUCCUGAAGAGACGGGCGGCUUCCAGGAGGCCCCUUUGGCCUACGACGCAGUCUGGGCCCUGGCGCUGGCCCUCAAUAAGACGGUGGCGCCGCUCAAGGCAAAAGGUCGGCGACUGGAGGACUUCAACUACAACAACCACGACAUCACGUCUGAGAUCUACCGGGCUCUCAACACCAGCUCCUUCGAGGGGGUUUCGGGUCAGGUGGUGUUUGACGCUCAGGGUUCCAGGAUGGCAAUGACCCUCAUUGAACAACUUCAAGGUGGCAGUUACAAGAAGAUCGGCUACUAUGACAGCUCUCAGAAGAACCUCUCCUGGUUUGGCAACGACGUCUGGAUCGGGGCGGGGCCACCAGCGGACCGGACCGUGGUGAAAGAACAGUACCGCUUCUUGUCGCAGAAGCUGUUUGCCGCUGUGUCGGUCUUCGCCGGCCUUGGCAUCCUGCUGGGCAUCGUGUGUCUGACCUUCAACAUCUACAACAGCAACGUGCGCUACAUCCAGAACUCCCAGCCCUACCUGAACAACAUGACGGCAGCUGGCUGUAUGAUGGCGCUUGCUGCUGUCUUCCCGCUUGGCAUCGACGGCCACCACGUACACCGCUCGCAGUUCCCUGUCGUCUGCCAGUUCCGCCUGUGGCUCCUCGGCCUGGGAUUCAGCCUGGCCUAUGGCAGCAUGUUCACUAAGAUCUGGUGGGUCCACACGCUCUUCACCAAGAAAGACGAGAAGAAAGAGAAAAAAAAGCAGCAUUUGGAGCCAUGGAAACUGUAUGCAACUGUGGGAGUGCUGCUGGCCGUAGACUUCCUCUCACUCGUCAUCUGGCAAAUUGUGGACCCGCUGCACAUCACUGUGGAGAAGUUCACCAGGGAGGCCCCCAAAGUGGACUCUGACGUGCUGAUCCAGCCGUUGUUGGAGCACUGCAGGUCAAAGAAGAUGAACACAUGGCUUGGCGUGGUUUACGGCUACAAGGGUCUGCUGCUGCUACUCGGCAUCUUUUUGGCCUACGAGACCAAGUCUGUCUCUACGGAGAAGAUUAACGACCACCGGGCGGUGGGGAUGGCCAUUUACAACGUGGCCGUCUUGUGUCUGAUCACAGCUCCGGUGACCAUGAUCCUUUCUGCGCAGCAGGACGCCUCCUUCGCAUUCGCCGCCCUGGCUAUCGUCUUCUCCGCUUACAUCACUCUAGUGGUGCUCUUUGUGCCAAAGAUGCGGCGCCUCAUCACGCGUGGCGAGUGGCAGUCGGAGCAGCAGGACACGCUAAAGACGGGCUCGUCUACCAACAACAACGACGAGGAGAAGUCUCGGCAGCUGGAACGGGAGAACAGGGAGCUACAGAAGAUCAUCCAGGAGAAAGAGGAGAGGGUGUCAGCACUCCGCAACCAGCUGGCCGAGAGACAAGCUCUCCGUAGCCGCCGCCGACCCUCCAUGGGUCAGAACCAGAACCACAACGCGCCACCAUCAUCCCAGACGGACCCCAAGUCUCUGCUUCCUCCGCCGGGCUACCCGAGCGCGGACAAUCACCCUCUGCCGCCUUCCUUCUCCAACUCGUCCAACUUGUACCCGGCCGAGAGCAAAAUGAGCCGCAACCACUGUCACAACAGCCAGAUCCCGCUCCUGUACAAGUAGGUAGGGCCUAACAAGUAGUUAAGGCGGGGGGGAGCAGGAAGCUUUGUCACGGAAAGCGGGACACCGCCGGAUACUGUGACUUUUUCGUUGUUCUGCCACACCACUUGGCGGCACACCGGCUGCCCCUUCGCCUGCACCCUUUCACUGCCGCCUUGAGUGGUAGCCACGGCAAUAAGCACAUGUCAGACUCGCAGCACAGGACCCCCCCCCCCCCCCCCCACCCCCCAUCGAUGUUAUCCUCCUCCCCGACCCUUUUAUGUGGAGGCAUCACGUGUGCUGGAGCGUCUGUCCAGUGCUACACACACACACACAAACACAUUGAUGUUCUCUGUGGUCCUGUAGUCCUAAUUUGGUCAGUUCUGUGUUCACGCGGCUGUGAGAGGUGAAAUAGCCAUAAGACUCGAGGCAAAACGAGGAGCACAUGUCCGAAUACAAAUCAAAGACAAACAUUUUCAUAGCAGACAAUGACAUUUUCCUGCAUGCCUACUUGUGUAAAUAAACACUGAAAGCACAGGUUUUUUUUUAAUUCAGCAGAUGACUCGCCUCCUAAUUGUUUCUUUUAAUACUUUUAAUCAGACAAUCUACUUUUUGUUUUCCUUUAACAGCCAGGGAACCACUUGUCUAUUGUUUCAGUGUGUACUUUAUGAGUCCACGUUUCUUGUGGUUGUUGUUAUGAUCUAUGUUAGCUCAGGGCGCGGGUAAACUAAACGAAUGGAAAAGGCCAUACUUAUUCUACUCAUGAAGACACGCGGUUGUCAGUGUAACAUAUGAAUGCAGAACCACGCCAGAAAACUUGCACACGCAAGCGUAAUAUAUUACCUAGGAUCAUAAAUGUUGAUAUAUUUCAGAGUAUGUGUAUGCAAAAUAUGUGAGUACCAUGAAUAAAAGGUGUCUUUUGAUGUUUGAUUAAUUUUUAGUGCCAUUGCAAAUAAAUAUACAUUUAAAUAUU